Messenger RNA from Labeo rohita (rohu), 2900 nucleotides. RefSeq names its product hepatocyte growth factor activator (gene hgfac). NCBI's taxonomy places the organism in Eukaryota, Metazoa, Chordata, Actinopteri, Cypriniformes, Cyprinidae. Bases 411 to 2321 code for a protein of 636 amino acids. The record is from RefSeq and is a predicted model, not a curated record. Gene Ontology annotation, molecular function: serine-type endopeptidase activity. Gene Ontology annotation, cellular component: extracellular region. The transcript is spliced from 14 exons. Gene Ontology annotation, biological process: zymogen activation; blood coagulation.
UUCGGUCUUUGAAUGAUUAACUUCAUUCUUGAUCUGAGCGUGACGCGCUGCGCGAGUGAGCGUCAACCUACAAUAGCUUUUCCGAGUUUCUCUCUCUUUCUCUCUGUCGGCGUGCGAAGGUGUGCAACAUCACGGGUGGGUGGUUUCCGUUGUCACUGACAACCAGCCCGAAAUCAAAGCAUGAAGAUCGGGAUUACAUCACAGGCUCGUGCUGGGCUGGGUCUGUCCACUGCGCCAGGUGUGAUCACAGGCUUUUCUUGUGGGAACUCCCUUCAAGAGCCUUAUCCUGCUGUGCGCCUCCACGCAUCCAUAGCCCCAGGAUAUAAUGGAGGGAUCCCACAGUUGACACUUGCGUUUGGGAAGGACUUCAUCUGCUUUGAGUCCUGGUGAAACUUGUACAAGGAGCUGGCAUGCGGAUCAGAGCUCGUACAGAAAUGCCUGUGUUUUCUCCAGUUCUGACUCGUCGAGAGUUUCUUCCUCUUCUCCUCAUAAGUUUUAUUUUAUUGCCCCGCUUGCAGUGUGCUGGAUCGCGCAAACAGCCACCUGGAAUUGAACUAUUUGUUUCUGGACAGUCCAACACUGUAACCCAGAAAGUUCUUACAACAGAUGGCAAAGAGUGCAAGUUUCCUUUUCGCUUUGGUGGGGUGAUUUAUCAUCAGUGUAUCUCUAUGAACUCUCACAAGGCCUGGUGCUCGCUCACACACAACUUUGACCGCGACCAGAAGUGGGGUUUCUGCAGUGUACAAGCACGACUUUUUAAUGGGUUUCUUGCUUUGCGCCGCGGCCCGAGUCUAUGUCGGCAGAAUCCGUGUUUGAACGGCGGCGUUUGCACGACAGCCGCUCACCUCAACUCAUUUGAUUGUGUUUGUCCUGAUGGAUUCACUGGAGCUCUGUGUGAAAACAAGAAGUGCUACGAGCCGCUGCAUCUGAAGUACUAUGACAUCGGAGACUCGUGGGGACGGAUCCACCGGCGCUCCGUAGAGCUGUGCACGUGCCUCAGCGGAGGGGUGAGCUGCAAGCGGGCACGUUAUACGGUGUGUUUGAAAAAUCGCUGUGAAAAUGACGGAAUCUGUAGGCUGAUUGAAGCCACUGGUGAAGAGGUGUGUGGAUGUCUAUCCGGAUAUACUGGACAAUACUGUAACAUCAAUCCAGGAGAGCGGUGUUACCGUGAUUCAGGCGUUCAGUACCGCGGUGUGGCGAAUGUCACCGUCUCAGGGUCGUCCUGCCUGCCGUGGAACUCUGAUCUGCUUUUCAAUGAGCUGACGGUGGAGACGGUGGACAGCGCCACCCGCAGGGGCCUCGGGGAACACGCGUACUGCAGGAACCCUGAUCAAGAUAAGCUGCCGUGGUGUUACACAAUGACGGAGCAGGCCGUUUCGUGGGAGUACUGUGACAUUGAGCCCUGCUCCAAACCAUCGCCCGGCCGCAGAGGUCCCCUCAUUGCCAUCGCCCCACGUCCAUCCCGCCGUCCCGCCAGGACACAGGCGUGCGGGAAGCGGCACGAGAAGCGGAUCAGCCGGGGGCGUAUCAUGGGUGGGACGUCCGCAAUGCCCGGCUCUCACCCAUGGAUGGCAGCGCUGUACAUCGGAGAUGAGUUUUGUGCAGGAACGCUGGUCUCCUCCUGCUGGAUCGUGUCGGCCGCUCACUGCUUCCUGCGCAAUCCAUUGAAGUCACAGAUUCGGGUUGUUCUCGGCCAACACACCUUUAACGACACCGGUCCCAACACCAGGACCUUUGCUGUUCAGGACUAUACUUUAUACCCACGUUACAACCAAUUUGAGCCGACUUUAAAUGAUAUUGCUUUAGUGAAGCUGAAAAAGGUGGCUGGACGCUGCGCUCUGAAAACGCCGUUCAUCAGGCCCAUCUGUCUGCCGGAGAAAGACAUGACGUUUCCUGAUCACUCCUGCUGUAAGAUCUCAGGCUGGGGUCACAUGCACGAGAAGGCGAACUCAUACUCUCACCUGAUGGAGGGAGUGGUGAAGAUCAUCCCGUUUGAUCAGUGCUCGUCUCCAGACAUCUACGGGUCAGAGGUCAGGUCAGGGAUGCUGUGUGCGGGAAGUGAGUCCUGUGUGGACGCCUGUCAGGGCGACUCGGGCGGUCCGUUAGCGUGUGAGUGUGACGACACGAGUUUCCUGUACGGGAUCAUCAGCUGGGGAGACGGAUGUGGGCGCUCAGGGAAACCGGGCGUUUACACCCUCGUGCCCAAAUAUUUAGACUGGAUCAACAGCGUCAUCAAAAAAUCCAGAAAAAACACACGCCAAAAAAAACCAGUGAACAUAACAACGAUAGAAAUUUGUUUGGGGAGUCAGUGCCAAAGAUAACCAUAAAACACAACUGUGACUUUAUUAUUAAUGUAUUCAUUGAGGCUUUCCAUUCCAGUGCCCAUGUUACUGUGUAAUAAUAAUGAACCUGUGUUUUACUGCUAUUGUAUUUGUGUUAACAAGCAAUAUGGCAACACGUACACUGGAAUGGAAAGUGUUGUGUAAAGUUUUAUGUAUUGUUAUUAUUAUUAUUAUAUUAUAUGUUUUUUGCAUAUCAAUACAUUUUUGAGUAGAAGAUUGCUGUGAAAUAAAUGCGCCUUUUAAUCUGCACAAAAAAUGUUUUUGACAGUGUUUGAGUGAAUCUCAUAUUGGAAAGGUCAUUAUUUGCUCAUAAACGUGAAUGGACAGAUGCCAUUUCAAUGCAACCAUUUGCUGUUAAAUGAUAGUUUAGCGGCAUCAUUUGAACAGUAAUUUAUCUCACUACAUAUUUCAAGCAUAAACUAGGUGCACUGAAGGAUCUUCUAAACUUGCUUUCAUUCAGACAGGUCACUGUGCUGAAUUUCUAUUAUUCUGACAUGUCUGCACAUACUAAAUAAUGCAUAAUAUAUGUAUUAAUAUCUGUCAUAUUUCAACACAAUA